Messenger RNA from Perognathus longimembris pacificus (Pacific pocket mouse), 879 nucleotides. Its product is annotated as protein FAM133B-like. The coding region runs from base 39 to 725 and encodes 228 amino acids. The transcript has a single exon. Lineage: Eukaryota; Metazoa; Chordata; Mammalia; Rodentia; Heteromyidae. The record is from RefSeq and is a predicted model, not a curated record.
CCACCGCCGUUGUCUUGCCGAGUGGCUAACCCAUCAUCAUGGGGAAGAGGGACAACCGCGUGGCCUGCAUGAAUCCAAUAGCAAUGGCCAGAUCAAGGGGGCCAAUCCAGUCUUCGGGGCCCACGAUCCAGGAUUAUCUAAAUCGACCAAGACCUACCUGGGAGGAAGUAAAAGAACAACUAGAAAAGAAAAAGAAAGGCUCCAAGGCUUUGGCUGAAUUUGAAGAAAAAAUGAAUGAGAACUGGAAGAAAGAGCUAGAAAAACACAGGGAGAAAUUAUUAAGUGGAAAUGAGAGCUCAUCUAAAAAAAGACAAAGAAAGAAAAAAGAAAAGAAGAAAGCUGGUAGGUGUUCAUCUUCUUCUUCAUCAAGCUCUGAUUCUUCCAGCAGUUCUUCAGACUCUGUAGAUGAGGAUAAGAAACAAGCAAAAAGGAGAAAGAAAAAGAAGAACCGUUCACAUAAAUCUUCUGAAAGCUCUAUGUCAGAAACUGAGUCAGACAGUAAGGAUAGUUUUAAAAAGAAAAAGAAAUCAAAGGAUGUGACUGAGAAAGAAAAGGACACUAAAGGACUUGGCAGGAAAAGAAAGAUGUAUCCUGAAGAUAAACCCUUAUCAUCUGGGUCCUUGUCAGAAUCAGAUUAUGCUGAGGAGGUACGAGCAAAAAAGAAGAAAAGCAGCGAAGAACGAGAAAGAACAACAGAAAAGGCAAAAAAAGAAAAAGAAGCAUAAGAAACACAGCAAGAAGAAGAAAAAGAAGCUGCUAGUUCAAGUCCUGAUUCGUCAUAACGUUUAGAAAAACCAAGAUUCCCUUAAAGAAAGUGCAAUGUCUAAGAAAAUCUCAACUGUGAAAAUUAUGAUAUAUUUACUAAAAUGCAUGAAAUUU